Molecule: messenger RNA, 1710 nt
Organism: Orbilia oligospora ATCC 24927
Lineage: Eukaryota; Fungi; Ascomycota; Orbiliomycetes; Orbiliales; Orbiliaceae
Exons: 4
Coding region: 1-1710 (569 amino acids)
Biological process (GO): substituted mannan metabolic process
Cellular component (GO): extracellular region
Molecular function (GO): cellulose binding; mannan endo-1,4-beta-mannosidase activity
Source: RefSeq, a predicted model, not a curated record
AUGUUGUUGGGUCUUGUGCCUUUUAUCCUCGCCGCUUUGGCUGGGUCUUCGUCGGCUCAGACGGUGACUUAUCAAGCUGAGUCUGCGGCCUUGACUGGUGUUACUGUUGGAACUACUGUUACUGGAUUUACCGGUACCGGAUACGUCGAAGGUUUCGAUACCAGCGGUGACGAGAUCAAGUUUACCGUCACCAGCACUGCACAGGGUCUUUACGAUCUCAAGAUCAUCUACAAUGGUCCAUAUGGCGAUAAAUACACAACUGUCGUCUUGAACGGAGCCGGUGGAGGACAAGUCUUCCUCCCCGCGACCACCAGCUGGGUCACCGUCCCCGCCGGACAGGUUCUUUUGAACGCCGGAUCGAACACCAUUCAGAUCCAGAACAACUGGGGAUGGUAUCUCAUUGACGCCAUCACACUUACCCCAUCCACCCCAAGGGGACCCCAUCAGAUCAGCACUACCCCAGUUAACCCAGCUGCCAACUCUGAUGCCAAGGCAUUGCUUAAGUUCCUCGGCAGCAUCUACGGCAAGAAGAUCCUCUCCGGUCAGCAAGACCAAGCUUCCCUCGAUUGGGUUACCAGCAAUGUCGGAAAGACACCAGCGAUCCUUGGUCUCGAUUUGAUGGAUUACACCGAUUCGCGUACCUCGCGUGGUGCAGUCAGCACUGAUGUCGAUAAGGCUAUUGCCUUCGCUGCCCGUGGUGGUAUUGUUACUUUCUGCUGGCAUUGGGGUGCCCCCGUUGGUCUUUAUGAUACUCCCGAGCAGAGGUGGUGGUCCGGUUUCUAUACCGCUGCUACUGACUUCAAUGUCGCCACUGCUCUCGCGGAUACGACUAAUGCCAAUUAUACACUCAUCCUUCACGAUAUCGAUACCAUUGCUGUUCAGUUGAAGAAACUUGAGGCGGCUGGUGUUCCAGUUCUCUGGAGGCCUUUGCACGAGGCUGAGGGUAAGUGGUUCUGGUGGGGAGCUCAGGGACCAGAGGCUUGCAAGAAGUUGUGGAAUUUGGUCUACAGCCGUCUUACCACCCACCACGGAAUUAAGAAUUUGAUCUGGAUUUGGAACUCUGUUGCUGAGGAUUGGUAUCCUGGUGAUGCUACGAUCGAUAUUGUCAGCGCUGAUACUUAUACUCAGGGUGACCACGGCCCAAUCUCCGCCACCUAUAACUCCCUCCUCGGCCUCGUCAACGACAAGAAGAUCAUUGCCGCCACCGAAAUCGGCUCCAUCAUGGACCCCGUCCAACUCCAACUCUACCAAGCCGACUGGGUCUACUUCUGCAUCUGGAGCGGUGACUUCAUCUCCGGCGGCCAAUGGAAUUCCCUCGACCUCCUCAAGUCUGUCUUCAACCACGACUACGUUCUCAACCUCGACAGAAUCCAAGGAUGGAAGAACCCAACCACCACCAGCACCACCACUACCACCAGCGUUCGCCCAACUACCACUAGCAGCAGCAGCAGGACUACUACCCCUGUUGUUACUACUACCAGCAGCAGGACUACUACUUCUUCGUCUAGGACUACUACUCCUAGCACCACUACUACCACUGCUGUUAGGACCUCGACUACUACUACUAGAUCUACUACCGCCAGCGCUACUCCUACUGCUGUCGCUUCGCGAUGGGGACAGUGCGGUGGUAUUGGGUUCACUGGACCAACUGUUUGCGAGUCGCCAUAUACUUGCACUGUUUUGAACCCAUACUACUACCAGUGCUUGUAA